This is a messenger RNA of Megalopta genalis, 1506 nucleotides long. NCBI's taxonomy places the organism in Eukaryota, Metazoa, Arthropoda, Insecta, Hymenoptera, Halictidae. The record is from RefSeq and is a predicted model, not a curated record.
CGCGGCAGCCGUCGUCGUUCAACGUUGCUUAAAACGACCGUCGAGCACACGUCACGGUGCUCGAGUUAUCAACAACAGGUGGCUCACAAAAUCCCCAGCACGACCGUAGUGUUCCCGCAGUAAUCGGCCGACGCUCGUGUCUUCCGUCGAUCAUCGUAGUACGAAAGAACGGAAACGAAAGUCGAAAACAAAAACAAAAAAAAUAACGAUAACAGAAAACACGAACAACAACGACGAAAAAAAAGUAAAAAAAAAAAACUAGCACGAAUUCGAACGGCGGUCGUCGGAGGAAACCGAGAAAACAAAAAGAGGAUUUUUGCCUUGUGAGCGCAGCUCCGCCAGCACGAGCGCAACGACCGAAACUCCGGGCUGCUUGUCGAAGUGCAGCAAGUGCCUGGACGACAUGAGGCUGAUGCAGAGACUGGCGGUUAGCGGAUUGUUGUCCGUCAUACUGAUCGUCCUUCUGACGGGAACGUUCGUGACCCGUCGGAGCCUGGCGAACAUGGUCGAUCGCGGCGUGGCGCCGGAAGAGCGGAACGAGCAGCCGCUGAACCCGGCCUGGGUGCUGCACAACACGGUCCCCGGCCCCGGCCCGGACGAGCUCAAAAACGAAGACAAGGAUCGACGCGUGGACGCCGCCGCAAAUAGACAGUCAGAACCGUCCGCGGUUGGCCCCCCGCCGAUCCCCGUGCCCGCCCCGUAUGCCAUUAAACUGCCUAAUCCACCCCUGGACGAUGUGACUAAUCAGCGCCGCGAGAAGAUCAAAGAGAUGAUGAAGCACGGCUGGGACAACUACGUGAGGUACGCCUGGGGAAAGAACGAGCUGAAACCGAUCUCGAAGAAAGGUCACAGCGCGAGCAUAUUCGGCGCGGCGAACAUGGGCGCGACGAUCGUCGACGGUUUGGACACGUUGUACAUCAUGGGACUCCAUGACGAAUUCAAACAGGGACGGGAUUGGAUCGCCGAGAACCUGGACUUCGAUAUCACCUACCUGGCGAUCUCGGACACGAAAAACGUGGACAAUCUUCUCGUUAGUGUACUAAUGCUCGUGACGCAUCUGAUCUUUAUAUUCUUGAAUAACCACAGCGGACAACAAUUGACGACCAGCAGCGUCGAUCUGUUUCACGAAAUAUACAGUUCGUUGUGGUACUGUACGUCGACGAAGUCGCAGAAAUUGGUGCUGUUCAUACUGAUGAAAAGCACGCUCGAAAUGCAAUUCAGCCUCGCCGGUCUGUUCGUUCCAAAUUACCAAGGCUUUACGGCGAUGAUGAGCGCAUCAUUUUCGUACUUCACCGUUCUCUUGUCGAUGUAAUGAUAAAAUCACGACCGAUACAAAAAUAAAAUGGUGAAAUGAAACGUAGAACGUGGCCUAGUAAUUGUGGCAAGUAAAGGCAUUAAGUAUCACACGAAACUCCGAAACGGUAUUUCCGGCGAUGUUUUUUUAAUUGUAGUAACUCUAGUCAUGCAUACGUUAUAAAUAAAUAUUUAUUUAUAGUUCAGUAGAAA